Oikopleura dioica is the source of this 1167-nucleotide messenger RNA. The record is from the annotation of a GenBank genome assembly. Lineage: Eukaryota; Metazoa; Chordata; Appendicularia; Copelata; Oikopleuridae.
AUGACUUUUUACGGAGAAGAAAAGAUGAACGAAUGUCUCCAAGAGAGCAACAUAACCUUGAGCACCAGUCGGUUUAUAAUGAAGCUGGUCGUUGUUCAGCAGUUCGAUCCAAUUUCCUUGAAGAUACCAGAACGCUGCUCACACGUAGAGAAACACUGUCAAACUGGGAUAAUCGACCAGUUUCUGGAAAAUAGAUGCCAAAAUGCGAAAUUGUUUUUUCUCAUUAGUCCUGAUGGCAAGCGCCAGAGGCUUUUGAUUCCUCAUGCUGACGACGAGGAAGAAGUUUCGAUUGACAUUUCGAAAAGGAGCAAACGGCAAGUCGCACACUGGCUUCUUUUUACAGUCGCCAUCACUGAGAAAAAUACAGGAGAGGAGGAUACUUCUGGAUAUUCUAAGAAAUGUGGCUGGGUUUGGGAGCAAGAAAAACCUAGAAAAGAUAGGAAGCGACGAUUGGUUUACAAGGAUGGCAAGUUUAGGUUCGACCCUCCGUUUGUCUUUGACAGGAUGGAGCAGCUCCCUGACCGAUUUGAAAUGCCUGACUGGGUCGACGAAGAAGACAGAAAAGCGCGAGAGAAGAAACAAACUCGCAGCAAUAAGCCAAAGAAAGCAAAGAAAGAGAAGAAACAAAACAGCAAACUUUCGAACAAAACAACUUCGAAAACCAAGCAAGGCGAUGUUCAGAACGACCCUUCAAGGAACAGAGGCGAAAGCGACAUGGUAUCCGGAGAACUCGAACUUGAUGAUGGCCACGAAGCAGACUGGAAUACAGUAGGAAAUCAAGACAAAUCGAAUGGGGAAACGAACACCAGUGAAAUCGUUUCGUUAGUUGAAGAUUUAAAGGAAAUAAGUUUGUCAGAGAAAGAAUCCGAAGAAAGUGAGCUGGGAGAGAGCUCAUCUUCACCUUCAUCAUCUCCGGUCGAUGACCCCAAAAAAGAAGAGAACUGCUCACUGAAAGAACAACUGGAUAGAUUCUUGACGUGUCAAAUCUGCUUCGAAUACUACGACGACGGAAAACGAGCGCGAUACUCGCACAGCUGCGGUCACGGAUGUUGCUGGACUUGCAUGAAGAUGGAAUUCGCUCGUCAACGAGAAGCGAGGAGGAGAAAAUUCUACUGCCACUGCGGAUUUGAGAUCCACGAGAAAAAAAUCAUCCGAAUGUUCCUUUGA